Molecule: messenger RNA, 1179 nt
Organism: Hyposmocoma kahamanoa
Lineage: Eukaryota; Metazoa; Arthropoda; Insecta; Lepidoptera; Cosmopterigidae
Product: embryonic protein UVS.2-like
Exons: 5
Coding region: 83-1045 (320 amino acids)
Biological process (GO): proteolysis
Molecular function (GO): zinc ion binding; metalloendopeptidase activity
Source: RefSeq, a predicted model, not a curated record
AUACGGAGAAACCGAAAAGCCUAAAGGUACAGCAGCAGACUCUGAAGAGGAUAAUGAAAAGAAAAAUAAAUUAAAAGACAUAAUGAAAGAUGCCUCUGUAACUUUGUGGACUGGCUUGAAAAAUGCAGAGCCUGGAUUCGAUCUUGACGCAAACGAGAUGGAGAAAUUUAAUAUUUGGCCACGUGGAGAUAUACCAUACUAUAUUGAUGAAUAUUCAUUUGACCCAACCCUUCAAACUCGAAUACGUGAUGUCGUGGUAGCUGUAAACAGCGUUACCGGCCUACAUUUUAGUGAAUUGCAAAGUCCACCUAUUGACGACAAAACCCGAUUCGUUUUCUUUAUCAAUCGAAGAGGCGUUUUACCCUGUGUUGACUAUACUAAUAAAAAUUUUACGAACGUAGGUGUACAGAAAGUGGUGUUAGGUUAUGACUGCUUAAGUAUAUUCAAGUCAUUGGGCAGUUUGAUUCUUGCCAUAGCUGGAGUACCACCGCAACAUAACUCACCAGACAGAGAUCGGCAUAUUCUUCUGCAAACGGAAAACAUUCUUCCCGACAAAACUCAUUUAUUUGAGAAAAUACCUGACACCGAGUGGCUGUUCCACGACGUAGAUUACGACUACAAUAGUGCUGGUCAUUACGAUCUUUUCCAAUACACGGCCAACGGUAAAGCGACAAUUAAACUCUCGUUACAGGAUGUGACAUCAUUAGGCGACGAAGGUUUAAGCUACGGUGAUUUAUGGAAAAUAAGAAUGCUUUAUAACUACAUUUCUAGAAAUAGAGCAUCGAUAGGAAAGUCUGAAUGCUCCAAACUAUUCGUUCCUGGGAGUAAAUUUCGUAAAUAUCGCCCUGAUAGCGGUGAAGAUAUUACGCCAAGAAAGAAACCGAAUAAGUAUUUGGGCAUUGAUGAAAAGGCUCCUGAAAAGACCUCCGCUGAAGAGCACAGUGGUGAGUUACCGGAUGGAAUGCACUUUAGUCAUGAUGGCAUCCAUGAAGACAGCACUGAGAAAGAAGAAAACACGAUUUUUAGAACUCACAUACGCACAUAAAAGAACGUGCAUGACACUAAUGACAAGAAGGUUUUCUAACCUCUUCGUCUCUUAUUAGGGGAGUUUGUAAUUUAAAAGUGCUUUUAUGCAAUAAACAAUAUUAUUUGUUUAAAUAAAUUGAAAGUUCUACCCGA